Messenger RNA from Monodelphis domestica (gray short-tailed opossum), 5062 nucleotides. NCBI's taxonomy places the organism in Eukaryota, Metazoa, Chordata, Mammalia, Didelphimorphia, Didelphidae. The record is from RefSeq and is a predicted model, not a curated record.
CCCUAAUAUUGAGGCCUUUGGGGAAAUACAGAAUUUGGGUAAGACCUUGUCCCUCCCUCUUGCUUGGGAAGGUAAAAUGUUAUCAUAGAGUGAAAUAACUCUAUAAAACAGACAUAUAUCUAUAUAAAUGUUCAUAUUUGAGCUGAAAAAUUCUAGCAAAGUCAGAGGUUAGUGAGAAGAAAGGUCAUAAGUACCUGGGGAGAGGAGUGGAACUCAAAAAAGGCUUUCUUGAGAUGUCAUUCAGGCUGGGCCUUAAAUGAUAGGCACUUGACAGAUAGAGGAAGGGUAUUGGGACAUUCCAGGCAUCAGGAAGAACUUUGGAAUAGUGUGAGAUAUACAUGUGGUAGUGGGUUUAUUCAAGUUUUGCUGGAGUAAAUGGUGAACGGAGGAAUGUGAGAUAUAGCUGGAAAUACAGGGUGGUACUAGAAGAAGAGCCAGGCACAGGAGUUUAAAUUAACCAUUGCAGCAAUUAUUUGGGGCAAUGUGGUAUAAGAUUAGGAAGUAUUGACUUACUCUCCUUUCUUCCUACCCUAUUAUAAUGCACCAUAAUGGCACCCUGCCAAAUCCUCAUGACACAAAUUAGGCCGUAUGACAUAGCAGGCUACAUGCAAUUUAUGAACCAGUCAUGGGAACAUUGCAUAGAACCUGUCUGUCAUGACAGUUAAGUUAUACAUAUUGGUAUUGGAUAUGCAAGUGGGAUCUCAAGAUUCCCCCCAAAAUAAGUACUAAUUCACUCCCUUUAUCUGCACCCUUCCCUGCUGCCACCUUCCUCCCCAUCAAUGUAGAAAUCACAAUAAAUAGAAUAUAUAGAAAGGGAAAAGGUCUAAAUGAGAGUCUAAUAACUAUGUAUCCACACUUAAAGCCUCUAAUAUCUCUUGUGUAUCAAUUUAUCUAAUUGGGAAAAAAAUGCGGGAUGAGCUGGAAUAUAAUUUACUAAACAUGGGUCCAAUGUGAUUCAUUAGGGACUUCUUUUAAUAAUCAUUUAGGAUUUUUGGAAAACCUUGUUAAUCUUCACGUUGUCCUCAGUGUCGAUUUUCAUGCGUCUCUGGGAACUCUAAAAGUUCCGGUUGAGGUGGAAGGAAAAGUUACAAUCAAGCCGGUCAGAUCCAACAACAUUCGUGAGUGGUCUAAGCAAGUAAUCCUUUCUGACCCACUGUUCUAGUCCUACGUUUUGGCUGUUUAUUUAAAACAAAACAAAACCAAACAAAACAAAAAACAACGUCAACCAGACCUUGCUUAUUGGGGAGCUACAGCGGGCUACCAAGUGUGAAGCGGCUCAAGGGCUAGUUCAGUCUGGUCCACUUUAAGGCUGGGCCAGGCGCACAAGCCCACAGCUGGGAAGGCACGAGUCAUUUGGCGCAGCAGCAGCAGCAGCAGCAGCAGCAGAAGCAGAGCGGCCACACCCUGGAGGUUUGGUGGUCAAGGUGGGAGAGACAGAGGUAGAGACCGCCUUCUGCUUGGGUUUCCUCGAGGUAGUGGCGCUUCCUGGGCUCUCAGCAGCACGUGGGGAGCGGGGUUAUGGCGGAUUCAAUUACGAGCGCUGAUCACUACCGCGUCUUUGACAAGGCAGAAAUUGACCUCUUAUUAGUUGGAGAUGUUGCUGUUGGGACCCUGGCUGAUAUUAUACAGAGAUUAUUUUCAAAUACAGCUGAAAUCACAAUCACCAUUAGUGAUGUGAAGAAUGCUUUGAUCUUUUUGGAUGAUUUUACAUUCAACAUGAUUUUCCUGAAGAUGAAUUCAUUGCCAACUACAGAGGAACUAGAAGCGAUCAAAUUAAUUAGAUUUGGCAAAAAGAAAAACACACACUUGCUGUUUGUUUUUAUAAUCCCUGAAAAUUUUGAAGAUUGCAUUUCAGGCCACGGAGCAGAUAUUAUUUUAACAGAACCAUUAACAAUGGAAAAAAUGAGUAUUGUACUAAAUUAUUGGAAAACCUUCUUCUCAAAAACUGCUCAGAUUGAAAAUGUAAUCAGAAGAGAAGGCUUCAGACCAUCCCAACAGAGAUCUUUUAAUGAAACCCCAAGAGAUGGUUCCACUGAUCUAGACCCUCACAGUUCCACUUCAUUAGGAGACAGUCCUGGAGUUGGACAAAAAGCUUCAUUAUCUGAUUCCAGGAAAAGCAAAAAGAUUUCUCUUCUUCAUUCAAGCAAAGAAAAGCUAAGGAGAGAACGAAUCAAAGAAUGCUGUGAGCAGCUGCGAACACUCUUGCCAUAUAUAAAGGGGAGGAAGAAUGAUGCUGCUUCAGUUCUUGAGGCAACAGUUGAUUAUGUGAAGUGUAUCCGAGAGAGAAUCCCUCCAGCUAUCAUGGUUCAGAUAACAAAGGUGCUUCAAAGCAACAGGAGGUUUUGUAAAAGGCAACCGGUAGCCAGCCAGCCAUUCCUCCCAAGUACUGUCAUGACACAAAGGGAAGGUAAUGAGGUGACAAGUAUGCAGUCACCUGUGAAAGAGAUCAGAUUCCUGGCUAAUAAGUGCUUGAAUGUGUAUUCUCUUCCUGCUUCAGAGUGCCCAUUGGAUGAAGCUUUAAAAGGUCAUUCUAGCUCCACUUCCCAAAAUGCUGCUGGUGAUAUGUAUAAGAUUAUUCCCACUGAAAUGCUUUCUCUUAAUUCUUUACAUACUGAUCAUUCUGUCAGAUACUAUGCCAAAGUUGCUCCUUCUUAUGAAGCAGCUACACUAACAAAUCAGAGCUUUUCAAUUAAUUUUUCAUCUGUUUUGCCAAAAGUCUCAAGAUUUCCUUCUCACUACUACAGCUCUGCUUUGGGUCAGGCCUGUCCACAACAUCACAAAUGCCUGCAUCAAUCUUUGGCAUGUUAAGGGAGCCUUCUUGAACUCCUUAUUUUUUGGUAAGCUUGUAGUCGUGAAACAACAGCCACAUUUCAACAAUUUAUGAGGAGCAACCCAAAUAGUAAUCCUGAAGUCAACACCCAAGUACUGAAUUCUAAGGCAUUUGGAUUGUAUUGCUCCAGGAAAGUCCCUAGUGCGUCACAUAUCAGAAGACAGGCACAGAGGUGUGCCUCUUACAUCUUUUCCAUACUCAUCUUCAGAUAUCUUUGCUUUUCACUAUGAUAUAACUCAUCCAGACAACUCUAAGACAGAUGAAAAAAAAUGGUGGCUUGUGCCAGCUAAGCCGUAUUUCUUUAAAGAGAAAAGAUUUAAUUGAUAAGAGGGAGAAAUCACAAAAAUACAAAAGCCAAGUUGAGAAUAUUGAUAAGGUGCCAGGAGUGGUAGCAUAAAAAGCUAGAGAGCAUUGGCAGACCUAGGAUUAUUGAACAUAAAUAUUGUAACUGGUUAAAUUGCACUGUGUAUCAAUAUUCCUUUUCCAUGGGUAAUAUAAGAUGCCUUAUAUUUGAUCCUCCAAAAUUCCUUCCACUUCUAACAUUGUAAUACAAUCAGUGUAGUGGCUAGAGCUCAAUUAGCAUAAGUGAUAUGAAAUAUCUAUGACUGUCUGGGGAGUGACAUACCUUCACACCUUGUUGAAAAUCAGUACAACUCAUGCUAUCUGAAUUCCAGUAGCACUAGUUUUUCUAGGUUGAGCAAUUCAGAAAUUCUUCUUUGUCCAAAAUAAGACAUUAACUGAGAAAUGUAUUUCUUUCACCUUUGACUAUUAUAUAUGUAAUUUCAAAUGUGUUCAGUUUUGUACUUAAUCAUACCUUUUGUGAAAUGAUAGUGAGGUAGUAAUUGCCUUUCUCAUUCUUAUGCCAAAGCCUAGUGCUGUUUUGAUUUUCUUUGUUUUUGUCUCUUCACUCUAAACUCAAAUGUUGAAAUGAAGAGGUAGAAAAGAGUUUGUUUUUAAUUUCACUGAAGUAUUUCUAUUCCUGAUAUACAGUAUACUUGUUAUUACUAAAGAAAAAUUCAGUGUGAACUCCAUAGUAAAAUAAUCUAGAACCUUUAGUGAAUAAGGAUUCCUUCAUUAUGAAGCACUAUGAAGUAAAUAAAAUUUAUUUUACUUUUGUGAAAAAUUUAAAAAAAGAUUUUAAAAAUAACCUAAUUUUAAUACUUAUGUUAUACAGUUUUUCUUGGAAAAAAAACUCAAAUGAUGGAAUCAACAAACAUCUGACAAAUGAUGUAUGCUUACUGAGAAAACAGUAAACAAUGUAAAGUUUAUUGAUGAGUACAAGAAUAGUUUUGCAAUAUAUAUCCAAAGUUGAAAGCAAUCAACUUUCAGAAUGAAGUGUUGUUGGAAUUUCAGGGAAACUUUGUUGGGACAUCCUAUUUCUAGUUUCUGAUUCCUGUCCUAUAACAUAGGAUUGAUUGUGACACUUCUUGCUGUCAAAAAUUUUGUUUGGGAGUUUAGUUCUCUUCAGUGUACCAAAGUGAACAGCCUAAGGUUCAUAAUUCCAUUAACAGGAAAAAUAAGGUCAAAAUAUGACUUCUGUGAAAUCCCAAUAGGCUUCCUGUGCUCUCAACCCCAUGUUUUCUCUACAGCUGCUCUUAAUGGAGAAAAUUUCCAACCAUUCAUUAUCUCAGCUCUAAUUCAACAAGCCAGAGUCAUUACUGUGAGUUUUAACAGUGUGUACACAUCAUUUUGUCCUAUUGGGAUUUCAGGAUAAUGAAUUCUAUUGCUCUGAAUUAAAAAUAUCAUCCCAGCAAAUAGGCCUGUAGACCUCUACCCAUGAAGAGAAAUGUUUUUCUAUAAAAAAUAAAAACAUUAUUAAAUGAUAAUUUCCUUUAAACAAUAAAAAAUACAUGAUAAUAUUGCCUAAAAAGAAAGCAAAGCUAUAGUCUUUAAGAUUUAAUUUUUUUUCCUGCAUGUGAUCAUUGCUUCUUCUCACUGCCAAAUCACUAGAUUUGGACAAAAGCAUCUGGCAAAAAAAGGAAGCAACACACACUCGGUCUGCUUUCAACUUUCUGAACUUAUCAGAUCUCUGGCUGACAUAAUGGCUAUAUAUGUCUAUUCAAUAGAACUAGGUUAUAUCAUUUUUAUUCUUUACAACUCAUAAAACUCCUUUUGACUAGAAUACUCAGGAUUUCUCUUCCAGGCAUCAAUUUUCAGAUGUGCCAUAUGCAUGAUGUUAGUUGUAAUAUCAUUUGCUACAUUAUAAUACUGGAAUAAAAGUUUAAUAAUAUG